CAAACGUUUGUGAGAGAGAGAGAGAGAGUGAGAGUGUGGGAGAGAGAGUGCAACAAUAGCAGCCACUAUGCCGGAAUCAUUUCCGAUGAACGGUGGAGAUGGCACCUACAGCUACAGUAAGAACUCACAAUAUCAGAGAGAAGCUUCAAACACUGCAAAGGAAAUGAUCAUGGAGACAAUUGUUGACAAGCUUGACUUAAAAAGUCUGACUGUUACUUCAAAAGCAAUUCGUAUUGCAGACUUGGGAUGUUCAGUUGGACCAAAUACCUUCAUUGUCGUGGAAAAUGUAAUAGGAGUUGUGGAACAGAAGUACUCUUCCAAAGGCCUAUCUUCCGAAAAGCUUGAAUUCCAAGUGUUUUUCAAUGAUCAUGUUUCCAAUGAUUUCAACACCCUGUUUGCCUCCCUACCUCCUGAUAGGCAAUACUUUGCCACCGGAGUGCCAGGUUCUUUCUAUGAACGAUUAUUCCCCACGUCCUCCCUCCAUUUUGUGCACUCUGCUUAUGCACUACAGUGGCUCUCGAAGUUGCCCGAAAAGUUGCUAGACAAAAACUCUCCUACAUGGAACAAGGGAAGGAUUCACUACAUUGGUGCCUCAGAUGAAGUAAUGAGUGCUUAUGCAGCUCAAUUUGAAAAGGAUAUGGAGAUCUUUCUGAAUGCUAGAGCUAAAGAGAUUAUUGAUGGAGGAAUGAUGGUAAUCAUCAUGCCAGGUCUCCCAGAUGAUAUUCACCAUUCUGAGCUCCCAGCUGGCAUCUUAUUUAAUUUCCUUGGAUCUAGCCUCAUGGACAUGGUGAACGCGGGUAUUAUUAGUGAAUCUCAAGUGGACUUGUUCAACUUGCCUAUUUAUGCUGCCACCCCCAAAGAGAUGACAAGGCUGGUAGAGAAAAAUGGGUGUUUUAGCAUUGAGAAAUUGGAGUUAACAGAACCUAGGUCGAAGAUGGAAACCGCAUUUAAUGUGCCAGCUUUGAUAAUGCACCUAAGAGCCGGCAUGGAAGAAGUCUUUGCCCAACACUUUGGACGUGAAAUUAUUCACGAACUAUUUGAAAGGACUUCUCAGAAGCAUGAAGCGAUUUCCCACCAGCUAGAGUCAAGCUACAUGAAAGGCACCCAGUUAUUUGUUGUUUUGAAGCGAAAAUGAUGUGAGAUGGAGAAUGAUUUGCUUGUGUGGUGUUUUUAAGGGUCCAGUUUUCGAUUUCAAACAUAUAUGAAAUGUCUCCUACUGAUGGGAAAAAUGAUGAAACAUUGCAAAAUAUACAAGUUUAAACUCAAAGACCAAUGGAUCAUGCCAGGUGACCAGGGUCGCUCAAGACAAUUUGAAGUUUAAAGCGAUACUUCU
Ilex paraguariensis (yerba mate) is the source of this 1333-nucleotide messenger RNA. NCBI's taxonomy places the organism in Eukaryota, Viridiplantae, Streptophyta, Magnoliopsida, Aquifoliales, Aquifoliaceae. The record is from the annotation of a GenBank genome assembly.